CGCCAAAAGAAGAUCAACGUCUCCUUAUUUAUACUCUUUUAUUUCUUCAAUCUCUUCUUCGACGCUGCCUUUUGUUCAGAAAUCCAUCAUUUUCUCUCUUUCUCUCCUUUUCUCCCUCCCUCCCUCUCACUCUGCGCGUCUCUCUAUCUGUACAGCUCCAUUGAAUCUAAGAAAAGUAUAGCAUAAACUAAGCCACAGAUUAGAAGACAGAAAUACUGGGUCCUAGCUUCUACGUACGUACCAUAUUAUAUAUAUUCUAGCAAGGAGGGAAACAGAAACGAAACAGAAAAAGAAAGAACGAUCAGGACGCAUGCACGAAUGGGCUGGAAAGAGCAGCGAAAGACUUCUGGGUUUGCGAGAUUCUUGUUGCUGAUCAUUUUACUAAUUUUAGCUGCGGCAUAUGGAACGACGUCUGCAUAUGGAUCAGGAGAGACGAAAGGGCCGGCAGAAGUAGUAUCGCAGCCAGCGGCGACGGCGCAUAGGAACGCGUACGCGACGAUGAUGUACAUGGGGACGCCGAGGGACUACGAAUUCUACGUGGCUAUCAGAGUUAUGUUCAGAUCCCUCGCCAGGCUCCGCGUAGAUGCCGAUCGCGUCGUCAUUGCCUCCAUGGACGUGCCUCUCCGAUGGGUCCAAGCUCUGGAACAGGAAGAUGGGGCAAAGGUGGUGAGAGUUGAAAAUCUGGAUAAUCCAUACAAGGAUCAGUCCAACUUCGACAGGAGAUUCAAGUUGACAUUGAACAAACUCUACGCAUGGCGCCUGGUCGAAUAUGACAGGGUUGUCAUGCUCGAUGCUGAUAAUCUCUUCCUUCAGAAAGCUGAUGAGUUGUUCCAAUGUGGACAGUUUUGCGCUGUCUUUAUCAACCCUUGCAUCUUUCACACUGGACUCUUUGUCUUGCAGCCAUCAAUGGAGGUGUUCAAGGACAUGGUUCAUGACUUAGAGAUAGGAAGAGAGAAUCCAGAUGGUGCAGACCAGGGUUUUAUUUGCGGAUACUUUCCGAAUUUGCUUGAUCGCCCUAUGUUCCAUCCACCCCCCAACCGCACCAAGCUUGAUGGAACCUUCAGACUUCCAUUGGGCUAUCAAAUGGAUGCUACUUACUAUUAUCUUAGACUCCACUGGAGUGUACCGUGUGGACCCAACAGUGUGAUUACAUUCCCAGGUGCACCAUGGUUGAAGCCAUGGUACUGGUGGUCCUGGCCUGUCCUGCCCUUGGGCAUUUCAUGGCACGAACAGCGUCGUCAAACACUGGGGUAUGCUGCAGAGAUACCUGCAAUCCUCAUACAGUUUGCAAUUUAUGUAGGAAUAAUAAUAAUGACUCGUCUAGCACAGCCCAGCUUCUCCAAGAUAUGCUACCGGAGAUCAGAGAAGAACAUCUCCUUUAUACAAACAGGGCUCAAAGUAAUCGCAGUGUGGUCUAUUCUUGCCUCCUAUGUGGUACCCUUCUUCAUUAUUCCGCACACAGUUCAUCCACUGCUAGGCUGGACCAUAUACUUGUUUGGCUCUUUUGGACUCUGCUCCAUAGCCAUUAAUGCAUUUUUACUGCCAAUGCUACCGGUUCUGGUGCCGUGGCUUGGGAUCUUUGGGUCCCUUUUGGUCAUGGCGUUUCCUUGGUACUCAGAUGGAGUUGUAAGAGCUCUGGCAGUCUUUGGCUAUGCAUUUUGUGCUGCACCAUUCGUGUGGGUAGCGAUGGUCAAGGUCAUGGCAUGCCUUCAAGUCUCACUGGAAAGGGAAGCCUUCUUCCCAAAACUGGGUGAAUCUUCCCCUCCUCCAGGGUUCAACAAGUUAUAUUGAGUAUGAAGUUUCUGAUUAUGAUCUGAAUGAACCGAUGCCUGGGACAACGGAGAAAUUUGGACAGAUACCGGAGACAUGUGGGAUUGAAAUGAGGAGCUUUGCUUUGCAUGGGCUUCCGUGGUUUCUUCCAGGACAGAAGUUUGGUGAUGGAUUAAGCAAGAUGGGGGGAUUAUUUCACUCUCCCAAGGGCACAUUGGCAAUGGAAAUCAUACAUGAUUGUUAUAAUUAAUUGACUUUGUUGUAAUAUUUUUUUUGUUUGUGAUAAUUUUUUACAAGUUUUGUCCAUAUAAAGCUUCGCCCCUUCUUUU
Molecule: messenger RNA, 2099 nt
Organism: Carya illinoinensis
Lineage: Eukaryota; Viridiplantae; Streptophyta; Magnoliopsida; Fagales; Juglandaceae
Product: putative glucuronosyltransferase PGSIP8
Exons: 5
Coding region: 319-1791 (490 amino acids)
Molecular function (GO): glycosyltransferase activity
Source: RefSeq, a predicted model, not a curated record